Molecule: messenger RNA, 2644 nt
Organism: Sardina pilchardus (European sardine)
Lineage: Eukaryota; Metazoa; Chordata; Actinopteri; Clupeiformes; Clupeidae
Product: E3 ubiquitin-protein ligase TRIM35-like
Exons: 6
Coding region: 318-1943 (541 amino acids)
Biological process (GO): protein ubiquitination
Cellular component (GO): cytoplasm
Molecular function (GO): zinc ion binding; ubiquitin protein ligase activity
Source: RefSeq, a predicted model, not a curated record
CUCUUGAAUUUCCAGUCUCUUUUCCGCUUAAAUGCUCUCUCUCUUUCAGUGUUUUCUGAUUUUUACUUUCUGAUUAUUCCUUAACUAAUUAUUUAUAUCAGGGUUUCUUGUUCCCUCUCUCUCUCUCACUCAGCAUUUGUGUGUUUUUUCAUAUGGCUGCCUCUGCCUCCCUGUAAGUCUUUUCUAUAAAAAAAAAAUAGCUUGACAGCUUGUUGCCCCUUAUUCCUUCUCACUCAUUCUCAGCCCUUGUGUUCUAUUUCUCCUCUCUUUUUUUCUCUUUUCUCUUUCCACCGCUCUUUCCCUCUCUACUUCCCGUUAUGGCUGCCUCUGUCUUGUCCCUGGAGGAGGACUUGUCGUGCAGCGUGUGCUGCGACGUCUUCCAGGAGCCCGUGCUGCUGGGCUGCGGCCACAGCUUCUGCAGGAAGUGCCUGAGCCGCCACUGGAGCUCCAGCCCGGGCCGCCGCUGCCCCGUCUGCCGACGCCCCUCGCCCCAGGAGCCCGUCCUCAAUAUCAGCCUGAGGAGCACCUGCGAGUCCUUCCUGAAGCAUCAGAGAGCGGCCAAGAAGGCCCAGAUGAGGAGGAUAAAGAAGAGGGAGCAGAAGAAAGGGGAGAAAGACAAGCUGUGUCCUGAGCAUGGACGGAAGCUGGUUUUCUUCUGUCAGAGGGAGGGUGAGCUUGUCUGCUGCCAAUGGAAGAAUAGCGGACACAGGGGCCAUCGCGUUCUUCCUUGGCAGAGAGCAGUAAAGAAGCGCAAGAGAGAGCUGGCAGAAGCCACAGAAACUUGGAGAAAGAGACUGGAUGCCCUGAGAAGUGGAUCAGCUGAUGACCACACGUCAACAGCAGACAUCAAGGCUGUUGUGGAAAAGUGUGAGGUGCAGAUGCGGAAAGAAUUCGAUAAGCUCUUCAAGUUCCUGCAGGAGGAACAGAAAGACCGUCUGGAGGCCAUGAGGGUUGCUGGGAUACGAGAGAUCCAGUUAACGAGAAAGGCCAUCGAAGCCGAGGCAACUCUCCUCUUAAAUCAAAUUCAGGAAGCGGAGGAGAUGGCACAGAACAAUGACAUCAUUUUAAAGCAGGAAUUCAACGCCAUAAUGAGUGCACAGUUCAGCCAACGAGAGCCAGCCAGGUGUCCCUGGGAUAAGAUUGAAGUCGCCGAACGACUUGGCAACCUGAGGUUCCAUUUCUGCAAGAAGAUGAUGGAAGUUACUCCCUCCUACCCAGUGAUCCUGAACCCCAGAACCCCUCUAGACGGCAUCAUUCUAUCAGAUGGCCUGACUAGUGUUGAAGUUGAAAAGUUGCCUGAAUGCUACUAUUUUGUUGUGGGUUCCAAGGCCCUCGACGAAGAUUAUCACGUUUGGGAUGUUUGCGUCAAGGACUGCUCGGACUGGAUAGUGGGCGUGUCACCGGAACAACACUCUUUCACCUCGAGCCUUCCUCUGUCUUCAGACCUAUUUUGUAGUUUCUGUGCGAUCCAGCGGAAGAAGGACCAGUACUUAGCUCAUCCCUACCCUGCCACCACACUGAAGUUACCCAGCCCCCUAGAGGUGCUCAGAGUCAAGCUAAGGACUAAGUUGGUGAUGAAGGACAAUCAUAAUUACCAACGCUUCUGGACAGUUACGUUCUCUGAUGCUCAGACAGGGUCAACCAUUUUCAGCUCUCCGUUUUACUGCUUGAGGAGGCCAGUCUACCCAUUUCUGUCUGCAUUACAACAGGGGGGAAAGUUGACAAUUCAGCCCACUGAGGUGAUGGUUGAGAGGGAAAAAAGCUACUGGGAGAAGAAUCGGUCUGAUAUUCUUAUUGCUGGCAUUUACAUUAUUAUGCUUAUAGCUUUCACCUUUCUGUUUACGUGCACAAAUUUCAUGGAUGUAAUGCUAGAGUGGAAUGAUAAAUUGGAACAAUAUAUGGAGAGUUGGACAGGCAUCUCAUCUGCUAAGUUAAGAGCUUGAUGUUGUGGCAGAGGCGUAUUCAAUUUCACUUCCAAACCACUUUUGCUGAUCAAAACAAAUACACAUUGUAUAUUAUGCACUUGAAUAUCACUGACUUUUGCUCAACUGUUGAUCAUCAUGUGUGGCAUGUCUUUUAUUAAGAUCACUUUACUUGAAUCACUUUACUUAAAGGGGACAUAUUAUGCAAAACUCACUUUUUGCGGGCCUUUGUGUUCAUAUUUGGGCCUCUACUGUUCUUAUAAACACUCUUUCGUUUUCUAUAAACACGUUUUCUGUAAGUCAGUAGAAAGACUUUGGUGUCAAGAAUAGUAUGCUGCUGUGAGCCAUUUGGAUGGCGCCCUUAUUCUGAUGUCAUACUAAGGGAAUUUGCAUAGACCAACCCUGGCACCACGGUCUAACAUACCGUAUGUGGUUGGAUAUUGGUUCUGUUUGCGGUCAUUUUCACGUGUGAAACGAGCAGCGUAAACAGUACACGCAGCCGGAGGCGUGGCCAGCAACAGCUUAUUUGCAUAAAAGUGACAGAGCCCUGAAACGGCUCAAUUUGGGAGAGACUGAAACUGGCAAGAAAAGAGCUGGUGAAAUCUCUUUAUGUGAGAGUGAUUUUUGUGCAAAGAACUUCAUGAACAUGUUUUGUAUAUCCCAUAGACCAAUUCUAACUUGUUAAAAAAGAGGUAUAAUAUGUCCCCUUUAACAAACCUAGA